This is a messenger RNA of Meloidogyne enterolobii, 672 nucleotides long. NCBI's taxonomy places the organism in Eukaryota, Metazoa, Nematoda, Chromadorea, Rhabditida, Meloidogynidae. The record is from the annotation of a GenBank genome assembly.
UUUUUUUCCUUUUAUCGCUUCCGAAGGUUUUCGAGAGAGAGAGUUUUUGGCCAAUACCCCAAAAAACUCCAUAUUCUGCAUUUUGUCGAUGUACUUUUUUGCUUAUUAUUUAAGGCUUCCUUUCUAUUUUUGCAUUCCUCUAUUGCUUUAUAAUCGUAAACAAAACCAACUUCUAAGUUUUCACUUAUUAUUUUCGCUUACUAGCUUACUGCUUUAUUCUCUUCUUUUUUGUGUUUUUAAAGUAAAAUAAAAAUAAGAAAAGGAAAAAAUUAAAAUUCUAAGAUAAAAUUCUAAAAUGUACAUAUAUAUUUAAUUAUAUAUGAUAUUGAGGUUUUUUGGGGAGGUGAUGUGGUAAAAAAAGGACUUUCGAUCAAGAUAGAAACUUUUACCAUAAUAUAGAAGAAUUGGGAGAGAAAAUCAUUUACAGGCAACUUUUGAUAUUAAAUUAUUAAGUUUCUUGUUUUGCUUAACCAUAUUAAGGUUUGAUAAAAUGAAGUGAUAUCUUCCUUUCCUAAUUUAAUCAGAAAAUUCUUAAUUUCUUUUUUUAUUUUCUUCUCAGCAACCCUAUCCCUCCUCCCUCCCCCCUUCGAGACUGGCUUGAAAAACAAACAAACAUCUCUUUUUUGUACUUUUUUUUUCACAUAUGUUCUCCCUCUCCCCUCCAUUCUUCUA